AUGAAUGUCCUCAAGCUCCAGAGGAAAUUCCCUCAACUACAACAGAGCGACAUCUUCGGCUUGUCCGAUGCCUUCCGCAAGCUCGACGUAGACGAUAAGGGGUACAUUGACGAGACCACCGCCAUCAAGGCCACCCAGGCCAGCGAGCGCCAGCCCUACGAUGCCGUCCGCGCAGCCCUCAAAGAAGUCGGUCUCGAUGCCUCGCGCCGUGUAGAACUCGAAGAUUACGUUGGGCUCGUCGCCAAGCUCCGCGAAGGUCCCGGCAGCGCCGCUGCUGCUCCGUCGACCCCGGCUUCUGUCAUCGCCCAGCGCACAGGAGGCGCUACUCCCAGCCACUCCUCGAAGCCCUCCAUCGGUGGUAGCGGCAAGAUCUUCGUCCAAGGCUCGAACGCUAACAUCACCCACACCAUCAACGAAGAUGAACGUACCGAAUUCACGCGCCACAUCAACGCCGUCCUUGCGGGCGACCGCGACAUCGGCGCUCGUCUGCCCUUCCCGACCGACACUUUCGAGAUGUUCGACGAGUGCAAGGAUGGUUUGGUCCUGGCCAAGCUCAUCAACGACAGCGUUCCCGACACCAUCGAUGAGCGUGUACUGAACAUGCCCGGCAAGAAGACCAAGAACCUCAACGCGUUCCAGAUGACAGAAAACAACAACAUUGUUAUUGAGUCGGCAAAGGGUAUUGGUUGCUCGGUCGUCAACAUUGGUAGCUCCGACAUCAUUGAGGUCAGGGAGCAUCUUAUUCUGGGUCUUAUCUGGCAGAUUAUCCGCAGGGGCUUGCUCAGCAAGAUCGACAUCAAGCUCCACCCCGAGCUCUACCGCCUUCUCGACGAGGACGAGACCCUCGAGCAGUUCCUCAGACUCCCUCCCGAGCAGAUUCUCCUCCGCUGGUUCAACUACCACCUCAAGGCCGCCGGCUGGCCUAGGAGGGUGGCCAACUUCUCGUCCGACGUCAAGGAUGCCGAGAACUACACUGUCCUUCUUGCCCAGAUCGGUGCCGAUUAUGGCUGCACGCGGGCGCCUCUGCAGACGCGCGACCUCCAUCAGCGGGCUGAGGAGGUUCUCCAGAACGCCGACAAGCUCGGUUGCCGCAAGUUCCUUUCUCCCUCUUCCCUCGUUGCCGGUAACCCCAAGCUCAACCUCGCUUUCGUUGCCAACCUCUUCAACACACACCCUUGUCUCGACCCCAUCACUGAGGAGGAGAAGCUUGAGGUCGAGGACUUUGACGCUGAAGGCGAGCGUGAGGCUCGUGUGUUCACCCUGUGGCUCAACAGCUUGGACGUUAACCCCGCCGUUCAGUCCUUCUUCGACGACCUCCGCGAUGGUACCGUUCUCCUACAAGCAUACGACAAGGUUAUCAAGGGAUCCGUCAACUGGCGCCAUGUCAACAAGGCUCCCGCGAACGGCGGUGAACUGAUGCGCUUCAAGGCCGUCGAAAACACCAACUACGCGAUCGAGCUCGGUAAGCAGAACGGCUUCUCCCUGGUCGGUAUCCAGGGUGCCGAUAUUACGGAUGGCCAGCGCACCUUGACCCUGGGUCUUGUCUGGCAGCUGAUGCGCAAGGACAUUACCCUUACCCUGCACGGUCUUGCUCAGCGCCUCGGCAAGCGUGAGAUCACGGAUUCGGAGAUGGUCAAAUGGGCCAACGAGAUGUCCCGCAAGGGUGGCCGCACCUCGAGCAUCCGCUCGUUCAAGGACCCUGCCAUUGGCUCGGGUAUUUUCCUGUUGGAUGUGCUUAACGGCAUGAAGAGCAGCUAUGUUGAUUACGACUUGGUUACUCCCGGCAAGACUGAUGAUGAUGCUUACCUCAAUGCCAAGCUCAGUAUCAGCAUUGCCAGAAAGAUGGGCGCUACCAUCUGGCUGGUGCCGGAGGAUAUCUGCCAAGUGCGCAGCCGCUUGGUCACGACCUUUAUCGGUUCGUUGAUGGCUACAUAUGAGAAGAUGCAGUAA
Messenger RNA from Sordaria macrospora k-hell, 1950 nucleotides. RefSeq lists its product as uncharacterized. Gene Ontology annotation, cellular component: cytoplasm; actin filament; actin filament bundle. Lineage: Eukaryota; Fungi; Ascomycota; Sordariomycetes; Sordariales; Sordariaceae. The record is from RefSeq and is a predicted model, not a curated record. Gene Ontology annotation, molecular function: actin filament binding. Gene Ontology annotation, biological process: actin filament network formation; actin filament bundle assembly.